AUGCACGCGGUACUGUGGGAAGCGAUGGAAAAGAUGUUAUUGGGAAUCAUUUUGGGGGCUAGAGAGGUCCGCACUGUAGGAUGUGUCGAGGGUUUAUUGAUAUUAGCAGAAUGGGUUCCUCAUGCGGAUGCUAGUCUGUCAAACAUCUCUCAUAAAGGAAACGGAGGCCUGGCGGGCACUGAAGACACUGCUGCAUGGACUUUGGUAGGCCUCGCUGUACGGCAGGCGUACCUACUCCAUCUCGACAAGUAUGCUUUUAGAGGAGAUGCAUCUGAAGUUGAGAACGCCAACUUGCACAGAAAGAGACUAGCCUGGACAUUCACGUACAUUGCUGACCGCCAGAUCAGUAUUCGUAUGGGGCAGGCUUUCUGGUGCCGAGGCCCGUCAUUGGCCACUAAGUUCACGGCAAGCGACUUUCCCACUCUUCAACCGCAAAAUGCAUAUGAAGACGACUAUGCAUCCGUUUUGCAAUCUCAGCUUGAACUCACUGUUCUUUUUGGCAAUAUUCAUGACCUCCUUUACGCAAGCAAGCCUCGUACGAUUAGCCUCAUGCUUCAAGGAGACUAUACAAAAUACUUGGACGACAGCGUGCAAGGUCUUGCCGCUUGGAAGCAGAAUUGGAACCAGCUGGACGUUGGGGCCCACCUGAAGCUUCUGCUGGAACUGAAAUAUGAGUAUCUCAGGCUAUAUGUGCACGGCUUCGCCUUCCAAGCCGCUAUGAGCCGAACACCGAGUACACCACCUAAUCACAGUGGCGUCAAGCUUACCUCUCGAUUUCCUCACGGUGUUCUUGCGACGCCAGACGGACGGCACAUUAUGCUCGGCAUCAGCGCCGCAAAGUCUGUCCUCACUAUGCUUGGACACCGGAUAAGCCCUACACGACAUCUGAGAUACCUGGGACCUAGGUUCUAUCUCUAUGCGAUUCACUGCGCUGUCUUUCUAUAUAAAGCAGCGUCCUAUGGAGCUAUUGGAACGGAAGGACGUAACGAUUGCGUCAAUAUCAUUCAACGAUACAUCGAUAACCUUGGUGUUGCAGCAUCAUGUGAACGACACAUCGCCGCGCGCCACUCUGCUCUAUUGACCAGUCUCUGGAUCAGGAAAGAAGCCCGUGACCCGCCACCCAACGGCGAAGCGGUAACGACGACUACAGAGAAUACUCAACCAUUUACUCCAGAUCCUCCAAUGCCAUCCAUGUCUGAUCAAGCAACUAAUUCAUUGACCACUCCGGAACCCAACAACACGCAGAGUUACUUGCCAAAUUUCACGGGAAUAAUGGCCCCACCCCCACGCUACUCUAUCGUGCCUCCAGAGUCUUUCGUGACAGGUCUAUACGGAACAAACCAGCAGUUCAACGAAUUCGACAUCUACAAUUUCAUGGAUCUUGGCGCUUACGGAGAGCCAGAUCUGAGGAAUCUCAUCCAGAGUGUGCCUUUUGAUGAGUAA
Molecule: messenger RNA, 1443 nt
Organism: Didymosphaeria variabile
Lineage: Eukaryota; Fungi; Ascomycota; Dothideomycetes; Pleosporales; Didymosphaeriaceae
Exons: 2
Coding region: 1-1443 (480 amino acids)
Biological process (GO): DNA-templated transcription
Cellular component (GO): nucleus
Molecular function (GO): zinc ion binding; DNA-binding transcription factor activity, RNA polymerase II-specific; DNA binding
Source: RefSeq, a predicted model, not a curated record